CCUGCCCCAUCGUCCACCCGUUUAACCUUAGAUCAUGGAGGCUUUUCAACUGCUCUCUCGUGGAGGGGUGAAGUUUGACAAAACUCGGUUCAAAGACGACGUUCGGUUGUUUAAUAAAGAGAAGGGGAAUUCGGCCAAAAGGAAGGAAGCAGUUAAAUAUGACAGUGGCGAACUCCCUGCCGAGCUUGACUUCUUCAAGUACGCAAAGGGCGGCCCGGCCGUCAAACGGAAAGCUGGUGAAAACGCGGAGGCACAUGACGGAAAGCGGAGAAGAGUGGACGAGGACGAGGAGGACGAGGAUGAUGAGGAGGAUGAACUAGGACGAGAAGGAAGUGACGCAGAAUCUUCAAGUGCUCAACCUACCCAACGACACCGUGUAACGGCCAAAGGAUCCAAUGUUCCUGGGCCGGCCGAUUCUUUUGAGGCGCUGAAGGAGCGAUACCACCUCUCCUCCCGUCUCCUAACAAAUCUCGCCUCGAAUGGCUUCAAGCAUCCCACAGGUAUCCAGUCGCACGGCGUGCCUAUUCUGCUGGAGGGCCGUGAUCUAGCUGCCAUAUCGCCGACAGGUACGGGAAAGACACUCGCGUACACCCUCCCGGUCCUGCAAGCCUUGGGCGCACCGGCGGCAAGUGCCAAGUCUACCGCUGGUGCAGGCGUCCGGGCCGUAAUCCUCGCGCCGACUAGAGAGCUUGCUCAUCAAAUACACAACGAGUUCCUACGUAUGGCAGAAGGUCGAAAAUGGCGGAUUGUCUUGUUCAGCAAGGCCACGGCUGCUACGCUAGCGGACAAGAAUGCGCGGGACAAAGUAGACGUGAUUAUAAGCACACCGUUGCGUUUGGUGGCGUCGUUACAAAAUGGUACACUGGACUUGAGCAACGUAAGACACCUUGUGCUGGAUGAGGCCGAUCGUAUGCUCGACACCGAAUUUUUAGAGCAAGUCCAGGAAGUUGUAGCGGCCUGCACGCAUCCAUCUAUCCAGAAGGCGGUCUUCAGUGCUACUCUACCUGCGGGAGCCGAGAAGCUCGCUAUGGAGAUGCUCAGGGACCCCAUACGUAUUGUCGUUGGUCUGAAAGAUACCCCCCUACCUCUUAUUGCACAGUCCCUAACCUACGUCGCCGACGAGUCGUCCAAACUCCCGACUCUGUUGACGUAUCUGUCUCAACCCUAUAAUCCCCCCGUCCUCAUAUUCGUAUCGUCUCAGCCCCGUGCAACCUCUUUAGCCGAAGAGUUAAUCAUCAACGGCGUGCCUAACGUAGACUGCCUGCAUGCGGGCAUGACGAAGAAGGAAAGGGAAGACGCGGUGACGCGUAUGCGGAGAGGCGAGAGCUGGGUGAUGGUCAGUACGGAGGUCAUGGCUCGCGGCAUGGACUUCAAGGGUGUCAGGGAAGUCAUCAACUACGACUUCCCCACCAGUGUCCAGAGCUAUAUCCAUAGGAUCGGACGGACUGGGCGCGCUGGUCGGGAGGGCAAGGCGGUGACGUACUUCACGAACGAAGACGCACCUUUCCUGAAAUCUAUCGCCAACGUUAUUCUGCAAUCUGGCUCUACUGUCCCCGAGUGGAUCAUGAAAUUGCCGAAGCCCUCGAAGAUGAAGCGGAAGGCAAUGGGCAAGGUCCAGAGGGGCGACUUCGUCGACAAGGCUCGGAAGAUCGGUAGGAACGAUGCGAUCAAAAAAAGGGAUAUGAUUGCUGGCUCGAAGCGUCGGAAAGAAAAGGCGGCGCGGAACGGCGAGUCAAGCGAGCAGUUGGAAAACCGGGGAGGGGACCGAUAA
Messenger RNA from Gloeophyllum trabeum ATCC 11539, 1771 nucleotides. Its product is annotated as P-loop containing nucleoside triphosphate hydrolase protein. Lineage: Eukaryota; Fungi; Basidiomycota; Agaricomycetes; Gloeophyllales; Gloeophyllaceae. The transcript is spliced from 9 exons. Gene Ontology annotation, biological process: maturation of SSU-rRNA. Bases 35 to 1771 code for a protein of 578 amino acids. Gene Ontology annotation, molecular function: nucleic acid binding; ATP binding; RNA helicase activity. The record is from RefSeq and is a predicted model, not a curated record.